AUUAGAACCUUCGAUCGAAAGUGUGGUUGUAUUGGGUUGCAUUUGUCUUACCGUACAUGUAAACAUCAGGAUAAAAGAAGGAUCAUGACGGCGGAAGAAAGUAAAGAGUACAUGGCGAAGACAGAGGUUCAUCAGCUUUUUGAGGGGAUGCUGACUGGCCUACUGUAUCACAAGCCAGAGGAUCAUUUGGCUUUUCUGGAAAACUGUAUCUGUCUUGCAAAAACAGAAAAGGGUAUUAAAUGGAACUCAUUCCUUGAUCUCAGCAAGAAGCCUCUACCACCCAUCCCAAAAACAGAUGGACCAAUCAAGUCAGAGGCUGGGGAUGAAAUCCGCACUUUUACUACUGAGCCAGAAAUGAAGCAGAAACCCCCUCUUCCUCCAAUCAGUAGUUCUGGUGCACGUCCAUCCAUUGAUGACGAUGACAAGGAGUUGACAGAAAGAAAUAUUUUGACAUCUGAGUCAGAAGAGGAGGUUGAGGUUGAAUUUUCUGGACAGAGGAUUGUGUAUGUCCUUGGGGGACCUGGAUCAGGCAAAGGAACACAAUGUACUAGAAUCGUUGAGGAAUUUGGCUACAUUCACUUAUCAGCUGGAGACCUGUUAAGACAAGAAGUGGCUAAGGGAAAUGAGCGAGGGCAAAUGAUUGAAGAUAUCAUGAAGGAGGGCAAACUUGUGCCUCAGGAAAUUACCAUUGAGCUGUUAAGAGAUGCUAUGAGACAACACAAGGAUUGUCCAGGAUUUCUUAUUGAUGGCUUUCCCAGAGAAAUUCAGCAAGGAUUGCAGUUUGAACAAGAGGUUGUAGAAAGCGAUUUCCUGCUUUUCUUUGAGUGCAGUGAAGAGAUCAUGCAAGAGAGGUUACUGAAGCGCAGUGAGACAAGCGGGCGCCCUGAUGACAACGUUGAAACAAUCCAAAAACGUUUUGCAACGUUCGUAGAAAAGACAUUGCCUGUUGUUGGUCAUUACGAGGAACUAAACAAACUUAACAGAAUUGAUGCAAAUCGUACUGUCGACGAGGUCUUCGCUGAUGUGCGAACUUUGUUUGGAGCUCUUCCCCCAAAAGAAGUUAAAAAAAUCAAGCGAAAGAAAAAGAAAGCCGCGGCCGAUGAAGAUGAAUACGAGUUUGUGGAGUUCUCAGGCCAGAGGAUAGUCUUUGUGUUAGGUGGCCCAGGUUCUGGUAAAGGAACUCAAUGCAAUCGUAUUGUGGAGAAGUUUGGCUACACUCACCUAUCAACUGGUGAUUUAUUGCGAGCCGAGAUUGAGAGUGGCGGUGAAAUGGGACAAAAACUUGCUCAAAUUAUGGAAGAAGGCAAUCUCGUUCCUCAGGAGAUUGUUAUACAACUUCUGAAGGUUGCCAUGCUGCGAUUCCCAGAUUCGCCUGGGUUCCUUAUUGAUGGAUUUCCUCGUGAAAUAGCGCAAGGCGUACGGUUUGAGGAAGAGAUUGCAGAGUGCCACUUUAUAUUGUUCUUCGAGUGUAGUGAAGAAGUAAUGGAAGAAAGACUCAUUAAACGAGGCGAGACGAGUGGACGGGUGGACGAUAACGCGGAGACCAUCAAGAAGAGAUUAAAAACAUUUGUGGAAAAAACUAUGCCAGUGCUAGAGAGUUACGGAGAGAAAAACAAAGUUAAAAGGGUUGACGCCUCACGCUCCGUGGAUGAGGUUUUUGUUGACGUGUGCACCAUCUUUGGAGACCUUCCCAAGCUUGAAAAGAAGAGAAGAAAGAAAGGUAAAAAGGCUGAGAGCGGAGAAGACUCGGAAUAUGACGAACUUGCCGAAGGUGUUGACGACUUGUCCCGCGUGGUGGAAGGAAAACCAAUAAAAUUAAGACGAAGGAAGAAAAAGAAGAAGGAAGACGAAGACGAAGAGCCGAAAACUCCAAUUUACGAAGAGCCGAUUGUCGCCGAAGAGUUUGUUCCUCUUCAGGACGACAGUAUCGCGAAAACCGAUGGGAAAGGACUGUUGAAUGUUAGAGUUGUAUUCGUCAUAGGUGGUCCUGGAUCUGGCAAGGGAACACAAUGUCAGCGUAUCGUGGAUACGUUUAAUUACACACACCUGUCGACUGGAGAUUUACUGAGACAAGAAGUUCAGUCUGGUUCUCCAAGAAGCAAGGAGUUGGUGCAAAUCAUGGAGAAAGGAGAGCUUAUUCCUACGAGAGUGAUUUUAGAAUUAUUGCGUGUCGCCAUGGUGGGCAUUCCAAACACUAAAGGAUUUAUUGUCGAUGGCUUUCCCAGAGAAAUGGAGCAGGGAAAAGAAUUUGAAAAUGAAAUCGCAUGCUGUGAGUUUAUGCUGUACUUUGAAUGUUCUCCCGAUACAAUGAAACGACGGCUCCUUGCACGAGGGGAAACGAGUGAACGUGUCGAUGACAACGAAGAAACGAUCGCCAAACGAUUAGAAACGUUCGAAAACCAGACGAAGCCUGUCAUUGAAUACUACGAGUCACAGAAUAAAGUGAAAAAGAUUUUGGCCGAGGGGUCUCCCGAUGAAGUUUUCGCUCAAGUUAGUAACAUCUUUGAACAUCUUCCUAAUCGGAAAUCAACGUCACUUCAUGACUAUGAUGUCACAUUUAUUACAGGUCCACCCGGUGUAGGGAAGGCAGACUUGGGUCGAACGCUAGCAGAGGCGACUGGUAGAACUCAUUUGUCGGUUGGUCACAUGUUAAGAGAGGAGGCGAAAAAGGACACAGAGGAGGCUCAGAUGAUCAACCAAUCCAUUCAGAUGGGAGUGUUAGUAGCUACGGACCUUGUUCUGGGAUUGCUGACAAGAAUGCUGGAGAAAGAAGAAAAGAAUCUGAAUGGAUACUGUAUAGAUGGCUACCCGCGAACAGAGGAGCAGCUUGAUCAGUUUAAACAAAAGGUGUCUGAUUACAACAGAAUCAUCGUGAUAGAGAGUAACGACGAGGAAAUUGACCGAGUGUUGAAAGAAAGGUCAGAAACGUCGGAGAGAGAAGACGAUACUGAAGAACUAUCGAAAACUAAAGUAGAUGUUUACAACGCAAACACACGAUCCAUGAUUGACAGUCUGGCAGACUCGAACAAAAUUGUAAAGGUUUCUGCGGCCAUACCAAGAGAGGAGGUUGUGGAGGACAUAAGAUUGAAACUAAUGGCAGUAACGGAGUUUUCCUCUUAAAUCAUUUCGUAGUAGCAAGUUGUGGUCAUUAUCAUGCGAUAUUCACAAAAACCAUACAGACAACGACGUUUAUAGCAGAGUUAUUCCAUACCCACCUUCAGCAUGAUUGCCUGAACUGUAAAAUAAACGUACUCCACGCCUGAAUCGUGCAUACCAUACUAUUUAUCAACGCAACUUUUCAAAACAGUGCGACUCUUGUGGAACGAAGUUCGGCAAACAACAAAAUAUGGGACUGUCGGGCAUUUUGACAGCUCGUUAUUCUGGAGUCUUACCCAUGGGCCUGAAAGCUUAAUUUAGAAAUGUUACUAAGUGAAGACUGACUUGCCGCCUCAUGCUGAUGUCAUACCAUUCAUUAUAAUCAUCAUUGAAAUUCAAUGUUGUAUAUACAUUUUUCGUGUCAACGUUUGGAAGGUCAGGCGAGGACCGUUCCAUGCAAUUCAGGGUAUAACAUAGAAAUGGUUCAACGGUAGAAAUAUAAUUCGUGGUCCCCGGCUUUAGCUGGAUCAGAAGCUUGCAAUGGAAGCAAUUGCGGAAAAUUUUGACCUGAAGCUGUAUCUAAUUGCACCCUGCUACCCCAUGGGUUCUACUGCAAACUCUUGUAUGGCCAGGCCAGAAAACGAUGUCUUUUUUCAAUUGCAUGUAUUUAAAUCAAAUGUACAUAGGGUUUCAGCCAGAAGAGUACUGAAAAAAGUGCUGCGACUGAAAAUAUGGUGUGUUAAAAUUUCAACGUAAACUCGUGUAAUACACUGAAGAUAAAAAAAGAUGAGAGUGGUCAUGAGUGACA
Molecule: messenger RNA, 3904 nt
Organism: Orbicella faveolata
Lineage: Eukaryota; Metazoa; Cnidaria; Anthozoa; Scleractinia; Merulinidae
Product: adenylate kinase isoenzyme 5-like
Biological process (GO): 'de novo' pyrimidine nucleobase biosynthetic process; pyrimidine nucleotide biosynthetic process
Molecular function (GO): ATP binding
Source: RefSeq, a predicted model, not a curated record